Molecule: messenger RNA, 279 nt
Organism: Gryllus bimaculatus (two-spotted cricket)
Lineage: Eukaryota; Metazoa; Arthropoda; Insecta; Orthoptera; Gryllidae
Source: the annotation of a GenBank genome assembly
AUGCUGCGCAGGUUUGAGAUGACGGACGCCACAGCCCUGUGGUACACCACAUUCGACGAGAUCCUGCACGGCGCGCGCGCCGACGAGGGAAUUCUGCUGCAUUUGGACCACUCGCACUUCUUCUACAAGUUCCGGAAGUUCGUGAGCGCGGGCGGAUAUCCGCAGCUGCACCGCGUGCGGGAGUGCGUCAUAGGCGGCGCUCCCGUCGGCCUGUUUGCGCGCCGCGGAAACCCUCUGCUGCCGCGCCUCAGCCAGCUGCUCAGCCGCGCCUCGCAAGCA